AUGACGCUAAAUAAAUUAUCGAUCGAUAAGGUUGAUUUAAAAGAUAAAAGAGUUUUAAUUCGAGUCGAUUUCAAUGUCCCUCUCAAAGAUGGCAAAAUCACGAACAAUCAGCGAAUCACAGCAGCGCUGCCAACUAUCAAGUAUGCAUUGGAUCAUGGCGCUAAGGCUGUUGUGCUUAUGUCACAUUUGGGACGCCCAGAUGGAAUGAAAAAUAAAGCAUUUACAUUAGAGCCUGUUGCAGAUGAACUCAAGCAUGUUCUUGCAAAAGAUGUAACAUUUCUGCAUGACUGUAUCGGACCAGAUGUUGAAAAAGUAACUGCUGAUCCAGCUCCAGGAAGUAUUAUUUUGCUUGAAAAUCUUCGAUUCUACCUAGAAGAAGAAGGAAAGGGUGUCAAUGAAAAAGGGGAGAAGGUGAAGGCAUCCCAGGAAGAUGUUGACAAAUUUCGUGCAUCUUUAACAAAGCAUGGUGAUGUUUAUGUGAAUGAUGCCUUUGGUACUGCACAUCGUGCGCACAGUUCUAUGGUUGGUGUCAAAUUGGAUAAGCGUGCUAGUGGUUUUUUGAUGAAGAAAGAAUUGGACUAUUUUGCUAAAGCUCUGGAUAAUCCAGUUCCACCAUUUCUUGCAAUUCUAGGUGGUGCAAAAGUAGCAGACAAGAUUUUACUUAUUCGUAAUCUUUUAGAUAAGGUUAAUGAGAUGAUUAUUGGUGGUGGUAUGGCAUAUACUUUUCUAAAAGUUCUCCACAAUAUCAACAUUGGAAAUUCAUUAUAUGACACGGAAGGUGCAAAAAUAGUAAAUGAACUAAUGGAUAAAGCUAAAGCAAAGAACGUAAAAAUUCACCUACCAGUCGAUUUCAUAAUUGCAGAUGAUUUCAAACAAGAUGCUCAUUUCAAAACCGCGGAUCUUAAGUCUGGUAUUCCCGAUGGUUGGAUGGGUCUAGAUAUUGGACCAGAAACGGCUAAGCAAUUUGCGGAAGUUGUGGCACAAUCGAAAACAAUUGUUUGGAAUGGUCCAGCCGGUGUUUUUGAGUGGGAUAAUUUCUCUAAAGGCACAGAAGCUGUAAUGAAUGCUGUUGUUGAUGCUACAGCCAAAGGAGCUGUUACUAUCAUUGGAGGAGGGGAUACAGCGACAUGCUGCAAAAAAUGGAAGACUGGUGAUAAAGUGAGUCACGUCAGCACUGGUGGUGGUGCUAGUCUUGAGUUGCUUGAAGGAAAAAUCUUACCAGGUGUUGAAGCACUUUCGCCGGCAUGA
Molecule: messenger RNA, 1248 nt
Organism: Thelazia callipaeda (thelaziosis nematode)
Lineage: Eukaryota; Metazoa; Nematoda; Chromadorea; Rhabditida; Thelaziidae
Source: the annotation of a GenBank genome assembly